AACUCGAGGCUAAAAUUAGGGCCAGUCCACCGUUGAUCGCUGCCCGGGUUAAGCUUUAUCUGGCCGACCCACUCGUACUCGUUCACGAAUUACCCGAUUCGGUAAUAUCGUCGUAUGCAGAAACCACCAUGGACGUCUUGAUGGUCUACGUUGGCAUAUAAGUCGGGAUGGAUUCCUGGUGGAUAGUUCAAUUUUAACUCUCUGUUUGAUCUCCCUCUCUGCUACGCUCUGAUUCCCAAAAUCAUGGAUUUCGAAUUCCACCCCGGCCAGAACGGCUCAGAUCCCUGGGUCGAAUUCUACCCCUACAACCCAUCCAAGCCAGCCGGAUACGCCUUUGUCGUGAUCUUUGGCAUCGCAACCAUUGCCCACCUCGUGCUCAUGUUCCCCUACCGCGCCGCAUACUUCAUUCCCAUGCUACUAGGCGGAGUUUGCGAAACAUUCAGCUACUACGGCCGCGCCUGGUCGCAUAACAACCGAACCCUAAUCAGCUCAUGGGCACUGCAGCAAAUGCUCAUCAUGUGCGCUCCGCCCCUCGUCGCCGCAACCAUCUACAUGAUCCUGGGCCGGAUCAUCCGCGCCUGCAACGCCGAGCACCACUCCAGCAUCCGCACUAAAUGGCUCACCUUCAUCUUCGUGACGAACGACGUGCUGUGCUUCCUGACGCAGAUCUUCGGUGCCGGCGUCCAGGUCACAGGCGACGCGCACAUCAUGUCCAUCGGUGUCAAGGUGGUCCUGGUGGGUUUGGUGUUUGCGCUCGUCGUCUUCGCGGUCUUCGUGUGGGUGGCGUUUCAGUUUCAUCGUCGCCUGAAGCGCGACCCCACGCCUGUCGCGUAUCAGAAUGGUGGCUUGCACUGGGAGCGGUAUAUGUGGGCGAUCUACAUCUCGUGUCUGGCGCUGAUGAUUAGGAACUUGGUCAGGACCAUUGAGUUCGGCGCGUCGGGGUCGGAUCUUGGGAAGAAGGAGAUCUAUAUCUAUAUCUUUGAUGCCGUGAUGAUGUUUAUCUCGAUGGCGGUGUUGAUUGUUUGGCAUCCGGGGUUGUUGAUUAAGAGGUUGAGGAAUAUGAAUAAGGCGAAUGAAAUGUAUGGGCCGUUGGAAGGGGAGACGCAGUCCGCGGAUGUGCCGCUGACGGGUUAUAUGGCGCAGGAAAGGCAUUGAAGGAUAGACUGGAAAGGGGACACGUUCUUUGUUUUGAUUUCUUUUGUAUAUGCUUUCUUUGGGCUUUGGCUAUAGAUCAUUCUCCAGGCUGCUGGGUAGGGCG
Messenger RNA from Aspergillus steynii IBT 23096, 1258 nucleotides. RefSeq names its product RTA1 domain-containing protein. Gene Ontology annotation, cellular component: membrane. NCBI's taxonomy places the organism in Eukaryota, Fungi, Ascomycota, Eurotiomycetes, Eurotiales, Aspergillaceae. The record is from RefSeq and is a predicted model, not a curated record. The transcript has 2 exons. Bases 244 to 1155 code for a protein of 303 amino acids.